AUGUCUCUGAGAUCACUGCGUAUUGGAGAUGGUGAUGACAGAUAUGACCAAGGGGCAGCUUCUCAGUCAGCUUACUAUACUCGUCAGAUGUCUUCUGUUAGCGCAGCACCCACAAUGCAGAGAUCCCUCUCAGGAACCUUUGGUCAGGAUGGUGGUGGCGGCUCAUGGGUUGAACGAGCAGAGGUAGCACAGACGCGAACAAUCCGUGCACCUGCCAUGCGCACCUUACAACGUUUCCAAAGCAACAACCGCAACCCUGGAGCAGGCUCUGGGUAUUCUACAGCUAUGAUUGACCAAACCUCUCGAGCCCCGUCUGUGCGAAGCCUGGCAGAGUCUACACAGCAAGUUCAAGACAUAAGAGGCAUGGAUGUUUUUGAUGGAAACAAAAGUCUGAUGAGUCAGCAUUCAUUCACUAGUGGGUUUGACGACAUAGAUAUGCCAGCAGCUGUGAAAUAUUUAAUGGCAUCUGAUGCCAAUCUCCAGGUGCUAGGAGCAGCCUAUAUACAGCACCGCUGUUAUAGUGAUUCAGAAGCUAAGAAACAAGCUCGAAGUUUGCAGGCCAUUCCGAAGCUGGUGAAAUUAUUCAAUCACUCCAGCCAAGAGGUGCAGCGCCAUGCCACAGGAGCAAUGCGCAAUCUGAUCUACGACAGCCCUGAGAACAAGAUGGCACUGGUGGAGGAAAAUGGCAUUUUUGAGCUUCUAGUGUCACUUAAAGAACAAGAUGAUGAACUUCGAAAGAAUGUAACAGGAAUUUUAUGGAACUUGUCUUCCAGUGAUAACCUAAAAUCAAGAUUGGCACGUGAUACUCUAGGUCCACUAACCGAGAGAGUGCUGGUUCCACUGUCUGGAUCUUCAGGAUCUGCACUCAUCCAGCAGAAUGCAUCAGAGGCUGAGAUAUUUUACAAUGCCACCGGAUUUCUCAGGAACCUGAGUUCUGCCAGUGAGGAGACCCGUCAAAAGAUGCGAGAAUGUCCUGGGCUGGUGGAUGCCCUGGUUGGAUACACAAACCAAGCUCUGCAAGCUGGCAAAUCUGAGGACAAGAGCGUUGAAAAUGCAGUAUGUGUGCUAAGAAACCUGUCCUACCGGCUGUAUGAUGAGUUGCCACCAUCUUCUCUGCAAAGACUGGAAGGAACCCAGCGGGGACGCACUGCGGCAGGAGAUGCUGUGGGUUGUUUCACCCCCCAAAGCCGCAAAUUGAAAGAGCAGCAGCAGGGCACAGACCUUGCCACCUUUGCAGAGAUCUCAAAGGAUCCGAAGGGGAUGGAAUGGUUGUGGCAUCCACAGAUUGUCCAUUUAUACAACCGACUACUGCAGCAAUGUGAACUGAACAGACACACAACAGAGGCAGCAGCAGGAGCGCUACAGAAUAUCACAGCUGGAGAUCGCAGGUGGGCGGCUGUCAUGAGUCAAGUGGCAUUGGAGCAAGAACGAAUUCUGAACCCCGUCCUGGACCGUUUGAGGACAGCAGAUCACAGCCAGUUGCGCUCCCUAACAGGGCUCAUCCGCAAUCUGUCAAGACAUGCCAGGAAUAAGGAUGAGAUGUCCACCAAGCUAGUCAGCCAUCUUCUUGAGAAGCUUCCUGGGGACAGCAAUGAUAAAAGUCCUCCUGCUGAAGUCAUUGUGAACAUUAUCGCUGUGCUCAAUAACCUGACUGUGGCUGGACCUCUCGCAGCACGAGAUAUAGUAUAUUUCAACGGGCUCAGCAAAUUGAUGUACAUCAAGAGGAACAGAGAUGGUCCAGACAGUGAGAAGGCCUCCCGGGCAGCCUCCAGCCUCCUUACCAACAUGUGGCAAUACAGCAAGUUGCAUCGUGACUACAAAUCAGUAAGUAGAUUUCCUACAUCACUUUCACACAUGCCUUUUUCCUUCCCAUAUAAUCUACUCUGA
Molecule: messenger RNA, 1887 nt
Organism: Staurois parvus
Lineage: Eukaryota; Metazoa; Chordata; Amphibia; Anura; Ranidae
Source: the annotation of a GenBank genome assembly